Molecule: messenger RNA, 954 nt
Organism: Striga hermonthica
Lineage: Eukaryota; Viridiplantae; Streptophyta; Magnoliopsida; Lamiales; Orobanchaceae
Source: the annotation of a GenBank genome assembly
AUGGAGACUGAGAAGAGCAACGUGAUAUAUGAAGAGGAAUAUAUAGUGAAUUCACGUGGAGUAAAGCUUUUCACGUGCAGAUGGGCACCUGCAAAUGUGGAGCCAAAAGCUUUGGUUUUCUUAUGCCAUGGCUAUGCCAUGGAGUGCAGCAUCUCAAUGAGAGGUUGUGCGACGAGGCUGAUUAAGGCCGGGUACGAAGUUCAUGGCAUCGACUGCGAAGGCCACGGGAAGUCGUCCGGGCUGCAGGGACUCAUCACCGAUUUCGAUCAUCUUGUCGAUGAUUUAACCGAACAUUUCACUAAUAUUUCUGAAAAAAGAGAAAAUAGGAAAAAAUCGAGAAUUCUAAUGGGCGAGUCCAUGGGCGGAGCUAUGGUUUUAAGGCUUCAUAGGAAAAAGCCCGAAUAUUGGGAUGGUGCGGUGCUCAUUGCACCCAUGUGCAAGAUUGCUGAUAAUGUUAGGCCAAACCCAUUGGUGAUAAAGAUUUUGAUUGGUUUGGCUCAUGUUAUUCCUACCUGGAAACUUACUCCAACUCCAGACAUCAUUGACACUGCCUUUAGAGACCCACAAGUUGUAAAGGAGGUUAGAUCCAACCCAUAUACAUACAAAGGCCUGCCCCGUCUUCAAACAGCCCACCAAUUGUAUAAAGUCAGCACGGAUUUGGAAACAAAACUUGAUGAGGUAUCCUUGCCGUUCAUCGUCCUUCACGGAGAAGACGAUAAAGUGACCGACCCAUCUGUGAGCAAGGACUUGUACGAGUCGGCUCGUUCGUCGGACAAGAAUUUCAAGUUGUACCCGGGAAUGUGGCACUCUCUGUCCUACGGCGAGCUGCCGGAAAAUCUGGAUAAGGUAUUUUCUGACAUUGUUGGGUGGCUCGAUGGAAGGUUUUCCGACAGAGAAGCCCAGCUGGAGGAGCAGCAGAAGUUUGCUAAUGAUCAAAAAAUUGGAUCCAAGUGA